AUACCAUUAUUACUGGUUGGGAUAUUUCAGCAUAUAUUGUUUAAUUUGACAAAUUGUACCCUCAAAAUAACGUGAAAGCGACGUCUUUUCCCCUCCCAAAAGUCUUGUACCCAAGAUCUUCAUAGCCGUAUUUUCUCUCUGCUAUUAAUGUUUCACAAACAUAAAUGUAUAUGUCCAACUUUCAUUUCUCUAUUCCUACAUUUUCAUUUUUCUGGUUUUCUUAGAAUCCAACUUUCCUGAAUCUUUAUUCCCUGGUUUCUUUUAUUGUUCAUUUGAUUUCUAAUCAUCAACCUUAAUUUAGUUAAUUCGUGAUCAUUUUCUUAAUGAUAAUAUAGCAGAUGAGGAAUUCAAGACAAAGCAAAAUGGUGACAGAAGAAAACAGCCACCACAAACAAGCAUUUGGGAGAGUGCAACAAUCUGGUCCAAAUGGACAUGAAUAUUCUUUUCGAAUAAGCCACACAUCAGAAACUAGCCAUACAAAUUAUGAUCAUCCUCCUCCUCGAUUAAGUUCCGAUUGUAGCCCUCCUCUCGCUGCAUCUCCGACAUGGGACCCAUCAUCAUCUCCAUGUUUAGAUUCUUCUUGGGACCAGAGUCACCAAACAUCGCCAUUAUCAAGAUCUCCAUGGACAUCUCACGUCGAAAAUAGUAGUACUAAUUAUUCAUAUACAGGGCUCAUGGGGUCCCUCGUUCGCGAAGAAGGCCAUAUAUAUUCUUUGGCAGCUUCAGGGGAUUUGUUAUACACGGGGUCUGAUAGUAAGAAUAUUAGGGUGUGGAAGAAUCACAAAGAAUUUUCCGGUUUCAAAUCAAAUAGUGGAUUGGUGAAAGCAAUUAUAAUUGCUGGAGAAAGAAUAUUCACGGGUCAUCAAGACGGAAAGAUUCGAGUCUGGAAGGUCUCUGGCAAGGAUCCAAGCAUUUACAAACGAAUUGGAACUUUGCCAACUUUAACGGCUUGUAUAAAAAGUUCACUGAAACCUAGCAAGAAUGUGUGGAUAAAGCAUUUUGAUGCUAUUUCAUGCCUUACCAUGAGCGAGGACCAAAAGCUUUUGUAUUCAUCAUCUUGGGAUAAAACCAUAAAAGUUUGGAGAGCAUCAGAUUCGAAAUGCUUGGAAUCGAUAAAAGCCCACGACGAUGCUGUAAAUUCGAUCGUCGUAGGUUUUAAUGGGCUACUUUUUUCAGGUUCUGCUGAUGGAACAGUAAAAAUAUGGAGAAAAGAAUCACAAGGGAAAGGAACAAAACACUUCUUUUCACAAACAUUGUUGAAGCAAGAAUGCGCGGUAACAGCAUUAGCUGUUGACCCUUCAUCGAGUUUCCUCUAUUGUGGCUCCUCUGAUGGGCUAGUUAAUUAUUGGCAGCGCGACAAACUUCUUUCCCAUGGAGGAGUUUUACGUGGUCAUAAGCUUGCAACACUAUGUUUAGCAGCCGCGGGAAAUUUAAUUUUCAGUGGAUCAGCUGAUAAUAAUAUUUGUGUAUGGAAAAGGGAUGGAGGGGAACAUAUAUGUUUAUCAUUAUUGAGCGGCCAUUCUGGUCCUGUUAAAUGCUUGGCUGUUGAAGAGGACCAAGAAAAAACAGGUGGUGAUAAACAGUUUAUUGUUUACAGUGGCAGCCUCGAUAAAUCGGUGAAGAUUUGGAGAGUAUCAUCGAAGUUGGUACCAAACCAGGCCGAGGUGGGGAUGAGUCCGCCGCAAAAUGUUCCUUCAGCUUGUAGCUUUGCGACACAAGGUAGCUGCAGAGUUAGCCAAAGGAGAAAAUAAUAAUGGUGGAAACUGGGAAACACAAACGGGAAAAGACAUACUCCCUCUGUUCCAAAAAGAUUAUCAUCCUUUCCUUUUUAUUCUGUCCCAAAAAAAUUAUUUCUUUUUUUAUAUUUAGAAACAAUUUAACUUUAUGAAAUGAUUUACAGCCACACAAAUAUCUAAGGUUUGUUUUGGACCACACAUUUCAAAAGUCUUCCUUUAUUUCUUAAACUUUGUCUUUCAAAUCAAAAGAGGAUAAUCUUUUUGGGACGGAGGAAGUAUUUCUUUUGACAAUUGUGUAGACGCAGUUAGCUUUGGAAAUUGACCAAGUUCUCAUCUAUCUUUUGCUAGCUUUGCUGAGAAAUAUUAGAUGAACCUUCAUUUACUUGUUCACCUUUUGGAGUUCGACAUAAAUGUCGAGGGCGGUUGAUGUAUUUGAAUUGUUGUUGUUUGUUUCUUAUCUACAUUGACAACAACGUA
Molecule: messenger RNA, 2213 nt
Organism: Lycium ferocissimum
Lineage: Eukaryota; Viridiplantae; Streptophyta; Magnoliopsida; Solanales; Solanaceae
Product: protein JINGUBANG
Exons: 1
Coding region: 339-1751 (470 amino acids)
Molecular function (GO): protein binding
Source: RefSeq, a predicted model, not a curated record